Messenger RNA from Penicillium maclennaniae, 603 nucleotides. RefSeq names its product uracil phosphoribosyltransferase. The transcript has 2 exons. Lineage: Eukaryota; Fungi; Ascomycota; Eurotiomycetes; Eurotiales; Aspergillaceae. The record is from RefSeq and is a predicted model, not a curated record. Bases 1 to 603 code for a protein of 200 amino acids.
AUGUCAAUUUCAAAUCUUACAUCAAUAAACGAUGCCGAAGCAUCCAAGAUCCUUGCACAGCUCCGUGACCAAUCUCUCAAGCCCAUAGUAGUUCGUCGCCUCGUCUCCAAGCUCACCGCAACUUUGACAAAAUAUGUCCUCAAGACCCCGGAGCCCGAAGAGCAGGUCGCAGUGAUCGUCGUUCUCCGAUCUGGACUCGCAAUGGCAGAGCCUUUCCUCGAUGCAUUCCCGGAAGAUUCAAAUGUCGUGACAUACCACCUUGGAUUAUACCGCGAGAAACAAUCUCUUCGCCCGGUGGAAUAUUACAACAAACUUCCCCGGAAGAAUCCCAAGAUUAAAAGAGCCUACAUUCUUGAUCCACUGGUGGCUACUGGAGGGACCGCAAGAGCAGCGAUUGAUAUUUUAAAGGACUGGGGAGUGGAUCAAAUCACAUUAUUUGCUUUGCUUGGCAGUGCCACGGGCCUUGCGAACGUCGCCAGUGCGUAUCCCGAGUGCACGGAGGUAUUUGUGGGCGCGACAGACCCGGAAUUGGAUGAUAAAGGAUACGUGAAACCAGGGCUAGGGGAUAUUGGAGAUCGUCUUUUCGGUACGAGCCUGGAGUAA